CCGAUCCACCUCGCUGCUACCGCUUCACUUGAUCGACACAACCAAAUUCUCGCCUCGACGCUCGCCUUAACGCUCGUGGGCGUGGAUGUGAGCCAUGAGACUCGGCAGCUACUUCUUGCCAGUCAGAAUAUGGCUACUCGCUCUUGUCAUCUGCAGCUGGGCGUGCAGCUCCAUCUUCGUCGCUGCUGAGCAACACCCCUUUCAGGCUUAUGACCCGACGCAUCCACUAUAUGCUACCUCCUCUUCGUCAGAUGACCUACCGACAAGCCCUCUCGAUGUGCUCACAUCGUCACCUGAUCAUACAACCCUCGUCCGCCUCCUCCAACGCGCACGAUUGGUUCCGCUACUCAUUCGCCUGGUCCAGUUCGGCGAUGAUCGUGGUCUGACCAUCCUGGCGCCCACGAACGAAGCCUUCCAGCGCAGCGACGACAAGGACAGAGACUCAUUCUGGUCGACAGCGCUCAUUGAGGCGGAAGACGGCCAGGACAACAUUGCCGCCGAACUGCGCCAGCGACUGCUCCACCAUGUCCUCAAUUACACUCUGCCUUACGACGUAGUGGCCAACCUGAGCGGUAGCGAGAGUGACAGCUCGACGGCAUCAUCAUCUGUCCCUCUGCCACUUGCACGCCCUCAUAUGCACACCACAUUGCAUCGCCCCUCACGUAGUCUACUGGAGGAGCCCACUCAUCCAGGUCCUAUUCCUCAACCGCCCGAUGGCCCACGCCACCCCGGCGCCGAGGAUCGUGGUGGCCUGCUCGGCGGCGAAGGCCAGAAGGUACGAGCCAUUUGGAGAUGGCAAGAAGAUGAAAGCAAAAAGAAGCCAUCUGCUCCUCGUCGCGGCUCCCUCUGGUUCGACGUCGACGCCAAAGGUCAAGGCGGUUUCCCUGCUCUGCGGGAGGUCCGCACACGUAGAGGCCUCGUCGUCGUCCUCAACGACACUUUGGCCCUGCCUCCUUCGCUCACUGACAUCGUAAAGUCUCACCCAGCCCUCGCGACCCUCGCCUCCAUCAUCGAUGCGCGAUUGCUGCACACCCUCGCACAUACCGCCCACUCGACUCUCUUCCUUCCCGCCUCUCCGUCCUUCGACUUCCUUGCCCCGUUGGAGCAGUCGUAUCUGCUGCGCAACACGUCACGCGAGGAACAGCGAGACGAUGCAUGGAAGGUCGUUGGGUGGGACCGCACAAAGGUGCUGGGCUGGCAUAUCACCGGUCGGGGCCUACGCGGAGACGAUGGGCAAUGGGGAGUAGUCGGGUAUGCCGAGCGGCUGAGAGCUGCGCUGGGCGACAACGACGGUGUGCUCAACAUGACCACAGUUCUUGGUGGACCGCUGCACCUCCGCUUGGACAAGACAGGCGAUGAGGAAGACUCUGAAGCCUCGGGCGAUAUCAGGGUCGGCGACUCUGCCCGCAUAGUAGAAGAGGACAUCCUCUGCGAGAACGGAGUGGUCCACAUCGUCGACUCGCUCCUACUUCCUCAGCCUUCUGCUCUCUCCCUCAAUGUGGAAAAGACACUCCUCGCGCUCAACGCCUCGCGCUUCGUGGGCAUGAUGCGCAAGGCUGGGCUCGAGAAGGAGUACCUGCUCGUUGGCGGUAGCAAAGACCAGCGAGAUGACGACGACGACGAUAGCGACGCCGUUCAAGAGCGCAAGCCCGAUCGCCGCAGCCCGCAGUGGACCAUCGUUGCACCUACGGAUGAGGCACUGCAGCACUGGCUCGCUGCUCACCCGGAGAAGGCACAGUGGUGGCGACGGUUCGAGGAGCAGCCUACACUGAGCGACGACGGCGAUGAGGACGACGAAGACGGCUCUGCGCGGUCAAAGCUCGUCGACCUACUUCGCUACCACGUCAUCCCGGGCAUCGUCCGACCAGAGAACCUCACAGACGGCGGACUAGUGCCGACAGAUCUGCGCAGCUGGCGAUUGAAGGAGGGCAGACAGCGAAUCGUUACGGCAGUGACCUCGACCAAGAGUACAGCGCGAGAGGGCAAGGAGCCAAAGGGCAAUGGCGACGUGGCAUUUGGUGAUGCAAACGUCAUUGCUGACCCAGUUGAGGUCAUGGGCCACGCCGAGGAUGGCCGCGACGACAAAGACGGCGAUGACGACAAGCCUCCCUCCGCUCCGCCGGCCGCGCUCAUUUACCUCGUCUCUUCUCUGCUCACUCCGCCCGACAACCCAGUUCAGACAGCCGUAUCGGCCUCCCUCUCCCUCUCGACCUUCAUCGCGGCAGUCUUCUCCGCCGAGUUGGACAAGGCGAUCAAGCGUGCGCCGGGCGUCACGUAUCUCAUCCCAAACAACGAAGCCUUUAGUAAUCUCGGGGCAAUGGUGAUGAAGUACCUGCUGCUCAACGCAAAAGAGUCGCGCGAGGCACUGACGCAGGUAGUGGAGUAUCACUCCAUCGACCAGGUAGUAUACGUGGAUGAUCUGCUCUCUUCGCAAAACGGGCUCAAGAAGUUCCCGACACUGGAAGGCUCCACCAUCUUCGCUGGCCGAGCAAAGGAUAGCGACGGUAAAGCCUACAUUGAAGUUCGGCGAGACGACGGCAGUGAGCAUAGCGGCAAUCGCACACUGCUACAUCGCCCUCCGAUUCGUAAUGCCCGCGUCAAGGCCAAAGAUCUACUCACGGAUACUGGCGUUCUUCACGAGAUCGACACAGUAGAGCUUCCCCCUGACCUCGACUUGACGAGCGACAAGCUGCUGCGAGGAGCAAAAUGCGACACCUUCCGCGACCUCAUUGUGAGGGCAGGGUACGGCUUCGUGCUCAACGGCACUCAACCGCCCGAUGAAAGCGACGAAGCCGAGAAGCUAUCUUUGCUGCGCAAGACCCCGCGUCAGCGCCACGGGAAAAAGCAUUCACGUCGCCAUCGCUUCUUCCGGGACCCUGCCCGAUCCUACGUCCUCCUCGCCCCAACGGAUGAAGCCUUUACGCGUGUGAAUCUCAGCUACUACUAUGCUGAUGCGGAGAAGCUCAAGGAGCUCGUGCAGCUGCACAUUGUUCCUUCGCCUGACGCGGAGGAUGACGACAAUUGGAAGGCUGCAGAGGAGCAGCGCAACGGAGGAGAGGAUGACGCGGUGAUACCCUCAAUGACUAGGUGGGCCUUGCCACUGGGGCUGAGGGAUGGGUGGAAUGCACCUAGCCUACUGGAUAGGGCGACUGGGGGAAAGAGCAGAUAUGGCAGGGUCGCCUUCAGGUAUGUCGGCGCGAGCAAGGCGAAAGGGUGGGGACGAAACGAUGACGAUGACGAUGACAACGACGGCGACGAUGACGACGACGACGAUGAGGCGCCGCAGAUGGGCUGGCAGCUCGGCAUCUUGGGCUCACGAGGAGCGCCUGCAACAAAGAGCGGCGCUGGGAAGCACUCGGCACGGAUCCUCGACUUUGGUCGCGAGUCAAGACGCCUGUAUGCUCCUGACAACGACGACGAUGACGACAGCGCACAGGCAUCGUUCAAGAAGAAGAAGAGAAGAAGAAAGCCAAGGGAAGGCGACGAGGAAGGAGCUCCGAUGCGCGCUUUGGGCGGCGUGCUCCUUCUCAACUCAGUCCUUGUACCCUACGAGCCCAACUGGUUCCACAGAUGGGGUUGGAUCCUCCUCACUGUCCUGCUGAGCCUGGCAGCCGCUUCGCUGCUCGCGGUGGGUGCAUGGCGCAGCUGGGUGACACGGACAGGUGGCAAGGGCAGGAGAAAGGGGAGGAGUGCAUCUCGAGGCGCUGAAGGCGGGGAAGAAGGAGAGGCGAUGGAAGGGGAGGAGGAGUAGCAGCAUAUCACGACAAAGCGCUCAGACUUGAUAGUUUCCCAUCCUCUAUAUCGAUUUGCAUUACUGCCAGCACAAGGUG
This is a messenger RNA of Jaminaea rosea, 3830 nucleotides long. RefSeq lists its product as hypothetical. The coding region runs from base 95 to 3751 and encodes 1218 amino acids. Gene Ontology annotation, biological process: macroautophagy. The transcript has a single exon. Gene Ontology annotation, cellular component: fungal-type vacuole membrane. The record is from RefSeq and is a predicted model, not a curated record. Lineage: Eukaryota; Fungi; Basidiomycota; Exobasidiomycetes; Microstromatales.